This is a messenger RNA of Colletotrichum karsti, 2094 nucleotides long. RefSeq names its product NADPH-dependent d-xylose reductase. Gene Ontology annotation, cellular component: cytosol. The transcript is spliced from 4 exons. Lineage: Eukaryota; Fungi; Ascomycota; Sordariomycetes; Glomerellales; Glomerellaceae. Gene Ontology annotation, molecular function: aldose reductase (NADPH) activity; hydrolase activity, hydrolyzing O-glycosyl compounds. Gene Ontology annotation, biological process: carbohydrate metabolic process. The coding region runs from base 1 to 2094 and encodes 697 amino acids. The record is from RefSeq and is a predicted model, not a curated record.
AUGGCCAGAAUCACAACAAUACCCCUCCUCCUCCUAGCCUCUCUCUGCGGUCCCCUCGCCGCCGCGCAGGGCCUUCACGAGCUCGCCGUCAAGAACGGCAAGCUCUUCUUCGGCACCGCCACGGACACGGCGCAGUUCGCCGACGCGGCCUACACGGCCGUGCUCAACCGCACCGGCGAGUUCGGCCUGCUCGUGCCGGAGAACAGCCAGAAGUGGGACGCGACGGAGAAGACGGAGGGCCAGUUCACCUUUACGAACCCGGACGCCGUGCUCGCCGUCGCGCGCGCGAAUAAGCAGAUGAUGAGGUGUCACGCGUUGACGUGGCACUCGCAGCUUCCGUCUUUUGUCUCCCAAGGGACAUGGACCCCAGAGACCCUCACCCCUGUGAUCCAAGCCCACAUCUCCAACGUCGUCUCCCACUACGCCGGCGCCUGCUACUCCUGGGACGUCGUCAACGAGGCCCUCGCCGACGACGGCUCCCUCCGCGACAGCGUCUUCUCCCGCACCCUCGGGCCCUCCUUCAUCCCCGUCUCCUUCGCCGCCGCCGCGUCCGCCGACCCCGCCGCCAAGCUGUACUACAACGAUUUCAGUCUGGAAUUCAACUCCCCCAAGACGGACGGCGCCGCCAAGAUCGUGUCGGAUCUGAAAGCGGCCGGGGUCAGGAUCGACGGCGUCGGCUUCCAGGGCCACUUCGAGGUCGGCAAGACGCCGUCCACGCAGGGUCUAUCCAAGGUGUUUGCGCGGUUCGCGGAUAUGGGAGUGGAAGUCGCGCUGACGGAGCUGGACGUCCGGCACGGGAAGCUUCCGGCUGACGAUGCCGCUGUGAGGCAGCAGGCGACGGAUUACGCGAAUGUGGUGAAGGCGUGCGUGGAUACCAAGGCGUGCGUGGGCGUCGUGGUAUGGCAGUUCUCCGACAAGAAUUCCUGGAUCCCGUCGACGUUCCAGGGGCAGGGGGACGCGUGUCUGUUCGAUAGGGACUUCAACCCCAAACCGGCGUACGAGAGCGUCAAGGCCGUGCUGAUGCUGGCCGCGAACGGCACGGGGACCGGUACCGGUACAAGGAUGCCGGCGGCGACGGCUGGCGCCGGUGUCGGGACCGAUGGCGGAGGCGGGCUCAUGGUGUUUCUGAAGGCGCUGACUACCGCCGCCGCCGCCGCGGGCCUGGCCCAAGCUUCUCUUCCGGGUCUCGACAAGAUCCCCGCGCUGGGUCUGGGGACCUGGCUUUCUGAUAAGGGCAAGGUUGCCCAUGCUGUUGAGUUCGCGGUCGGGGAGGUCGGGUACGACCACAUCGACGCCGCCAAGAUCUAUAGAAACGAGGACGAGACCGGCAAGGGCCUCGCCGCCAGCGGCGUCGCGCGCAAGGACGUCUGGAUCACCUCGAAGCUGUGGAACACCGACCACCGCCAGGAGGAAGCCGAGGCCGCCAUCAAGAAAUCCAUCGCCGACCUCGGCGUCGACUACCUCGACCUCUACCUGAUCCACUGGCCCGUCGCCUUCCUCCCGGGCACCACGAAGCUGGACCGCGACACCUCCCUCGUCGACACCUGGAAGACGCUCGAGGGCUUCGUGCGGGCGAACCUGACGCGCCACAUCGGGCUGUCCAACUUCGCCAAGGCCGACGUCGAGAUGAUCCUGCGGGUGGCCGAGAUCAAGCCGUACGCGCACGAGUUCGAGACGCACCCGUACCUGCAGCAGCAGUCCUUCGUGGACUGGCACCGGGAGAAGGGCAUCGAGGUGAUCGCGUACUCGCCGCUGGCCAACACGAACCCGACGUACCGCGACGACAUCCCCGCGAUCCAGGGCGACGAGUACUGGGUGCGGAUCGCGGAGAGGAAGGGCGUGAGCGUGUUCCAGGCCGUGCUGGCGUGGGGCGUGCAGCGGGGCACGAUCGUGAUCCCGAAGAGCACCAAGGACGAGCACAUCGUAUCGAAUAAGAAGGCUCUGGAGGUCAAGUUCAGCGAGGAGGAGUUGAAGGAGAUUGGGAAGCAUGAUAAGAAGCACAGGCUCAGCAACCCGGGACGCAACUGGGGUGUGAGGCUGUUUGCUGAUUUGGAUGACCCUGGCAAGAAUGAGGAGACGAGCGAGGAGUUGUAA